Molecule: messenger RNA, 1078 nt
Organism: Anopheles maculipalpis
Lineage: Eukaryota; Metazoa; Arthropoda; Insecta; Diptera; Culicidae
Gene: eve
Product: segmentation protein even-skipped
Exons: 3
Coding region: 3-1073 (356 amino acids)
Biological process (GO): regulation of transcription by RNA polymerase II
Cellular component (GO): nucleus
Molecular function (GO): RNA polymerase II cis-regulatory region sequence-specific DNA binding; DNA-binding transcription factor activity, RNA polymerase II-specific
Source: RefSeq, a predicted model, not a curated record
AAAUGCAAGGCUUUCGCAACUACGGCAUGGAUGCGCUGCAGCAUCGCGAAUCAAGCGUAGGAUUAGCUGUCGAUCUAAUGGCACAUCAGUACAGCGCAAAGGCGUCUCCUCCAUUAUCUCCACUAAGCGAUUGCCACAGUCCACCCUCUUCCGAGCAUGGAGGCAACAGCCAGCAACCGCCCCUGGAUCCAUCUGUCCGGCGGUACCGGACCGCUUUUACUCGAGAUCAGCUGGCCCGACUCGAAAAGGAGUUUUACAAGGAAAACUACGUCUCGCGACCGCGUCGCUGUGAACUGGCCGCACAGCUUAAUCUGCCCGAGUCCACCAUCAAGGUGUGGUUCCAAAAUCGCCGCAUGAAGGACAAGCGGCAACGGAUAGCGGUUGCAUGGCCGUAUGCUGCCGUAUACUCGGAUCCGGCAUUUGCCGCCUCGAUCCUGCAGGCUGCAGCCAACUCAGUCGGCAUGCCGUACGGCUAUCCGCCGGCACCGAUGCUUACCCAGAUGCCCGUCAUUCCACCGCCGGUAGUGCCGGGUGCGAACAGUAUGCCAGCAAGUGCCCAUGCCUUUACCGCUUACGGCUACCCACGCUACACACCGUAUCCGCUCCCGCAGCGCACAACCGCUACCACUCUGCCCGGAGGCCCCGGCACCGGACCGACGGCUCCCGGAGUGUAUCAAGCGGCGAACUCCAUGCUGGUCACCGGCACAAUGCCACCAUCGCCCUAUGCACCACUCAGCAUUCCGAAGGCUCAAACACCUCCACAGGACACCACGGUCGGCAGUGCACAGCACCAUCUUCACCACCAACAAGGCCGAAGCCCUGUUGCAUCGCCACAUUCGGCACUGUCGCUAAGUCCCGUAUCCGUUUCAAAGUUUGACACUUCCGCCUCGACCUCGAACUCGAGCAACGCCAGUGUCAGCCCGGUAAAGUCACUUAACGGUUCGACGAAAGGACUUUUGCUAGCUGCCGCCGCCGCUGCAGUCGUCAACCAGUCGGUAAGCCCGCAGACAACCUUGAUUCAUGUGACGCCGGAAAAACCGAAACUGUUCAAGCCUUACAAGUCCGAAGUGUAAUCAAA